Ylistrum balloti is the source of this 3858-nucleotide messenger RNA. RefSeq names its product proton-coupled zinc antiporter SLC30A5-like. Gene Ontology annotation, cellular component: membrane; Golgi apparatus. The transcript has 16 exons. Gene Ontology annotation, molecular function: zinc ion transmembrane transporter activity. The record is from RefSeq and is a predicted model, not a curated record. Gene Ontology annotation, biological process: intracellular zinc ion homeostasis; zinc ion transport; transmembrane transport. Bases 182 to 2434 code for a protein of 750 amino acids. NCBI's taxonomy places the organism in Eukaryota, Metazoa, Mollusca, Bivalvia, Pectinida, Pectinidae.
UAGAAUUUGUACAGAAAAUGUGUAUUCCAGAUCUGGACUGGACUUCAAAAUGCAACAGGCCAUAGUGAAAAUACUGUUUCAUCUUUUAUACAACAAAUGCUGUGCGACGAAAAUUGGUGUUUCAAGACAUUUCUUGUCCGCAGAGACUUGAGUUUGUGUGCACGACAACUAUCUCUUCAUUAUGACGGAAUCAUAUGGCAACAUCUUGCCAAAACAUGCUAUUUAUCCAUCAUCAGGGGCAAGUCCUUAUCUGAUUCUUUUGGUGGUGUUCAAGUUUUUACGGGCUGUGGGCCUGUUUAUGUCCUAUGAUUUACUCAAACUAAUUCCAGUUGUUCAGUUCCUUUUUAUUAUAAAAGCAGGGAGUACUAUACCACUACUACUUCUCCAAAAACCAUUUUCAUCAGGAAAGAAACUGUCAAAUAACCAUUGGUUCCGAGUUUUAAGACAUGCACUGUUUGGAGGGCUGAUUAAUCUGCUCUGGCUGUUUGGAUUGACACUUUGUGGUCCCUUAAGAACAAUCCUUCUUUUUGAACACAGUGAUCUAGUUAUAAUAGCAGGAGCAUGUGCUCUUUUUACAAACAAUGGAGGAGGCCCCUCAAAGAUGAGAGGGGCUAUAUUUUUCAUUAUAGCUGUGAUCACUCUAUUACUUUUUGACCAUGACGAGAGAUUGGAUAAUCUAGCUGUUCAUGAAUCUAAUGAAAUACAUCAAAACAUCUUCACACACUUAUUCUAUCCCGUUGUUAAUUUCAUUGGCUGGUCAGAUCACAAGGGAGGUGUAGUCCUGCUGGCGAUAACCCUGUUUACACAUGUAGGGUACAGCAGUGCAUCAAAGAAAUUGUCAGUAGACAUUGGUGGCUCAAAACGACUCCAUGCUCUCUCUACAUUAGUGCAGGCAAUAUUGCUCUUUCCUUGGAUGCUCUUUAUGCACUUUACAAGAGAGAGCUACAUUGAGUCAUGGCUUUAUCUCCUUUUUCCCUUAACACUGGUGAUUCUGUUUGUAUUCGUGGUAGACUUUUAUAUUGAGGCGGUUGUAACAAACCACCUCCAGCCUCCAAAGACAUCAGUGUAUGGUACAUACGCGAUCAUACUUAGUGCUCUGUUUCUUGGCCUGACAUGGAACCAUCCAAUGAUGGCACAGAUAACAACACUACACAAGUUACGGGACAUCAUCACAGAGGACCAUGUUCUGUCAGGGGGUGUGGUCCUUAGUCUGAUGACCUUCCUUCUUGCUUCCAGUAUACUUGGCUUCCCUAGUAAGCCAGGUAAAGGUGGGAGUUUUGUCGGCUAUUCUCCCGCUGGAUUACCUCUCUAUAGCUUUACAGGUGAUGCUUUACAUAAAACUUCACACUCAGUGCUGUCCGUCAUCAAAAAUGGGCUGCGUCAGAUAUUGGAGGAUUCUAAUUCACGAAAAAUAUUUUAUUUCUUGUGUAUUAAUUUAAUAUUUACAUUUGUUGAGCUGGUGUAUGGGGUUUGGACCAAUAGCUUAGGCCUAAUAUCUGAUGGCUUCCACAUGUUAUUUGACUGUUCCGCGCUGGUCAUGGGACUGUAUGCAGCCAUCAUGAGUAGAUGGAAAGCAACUCGCAUAUUCUCCUAUGGGUAUGAUCGAGUGGAGGUACUGUCUGGGUUUAUAAAUGGCUUGUUCCUUGUUGUAAUUGGAAUAUUUGUAUUUACUGAGGCUAUUGAGCGAUUACAUGAACCCCCAGUGGUCAAAACAGAAAAGCUUCUAACAGUAUCUGUGAUAGGAUUACUAGUAAAUCUAGUCGGUAUAACAGCCUUCCGCAGCUCACACACUCACGGUCAUGGUGGACAUGGCCACAGUCACGGCGGAGGUCACAGUCACCAUGGAGACCAACAUGGUCACUCACAUGGUGCACCUAGUCAGUCUGAUCAUAAUAUUAAUAUGGAGGGUGUUUUCCUGCAUGUGUUAGCUGACACCAUGGGCAGCGUGGGUGUGAUCAUAUCUUCUUUGUUGAUUGAAAACUUUGGCUGGAACAUUGCAGAUCCAAUUUGCUCACUUUUCAUUGCUACCAUGAUAUUGUUGAGUGUUAUGCCAUUACUGAAGGAGACUUCAGUGAUCCUUCUCCUUAGAAUGCCAGUCAAAAUAGAGAGGGAACUACCUACAGUAUGCAGAAAGAUAUUGACAAUUGAAGGUGUGGUGUCAUACAGGGAACCAAAGAUCUGGUCUCACACUGCUGACAAAAUAUUUGGUAGUAUACACAUACAAGCAACCCCUGAUGCCAGUGAACAAAAGGUAGUAGCUCAGGUGAGCAGUGUAUUCAAGGAGAUUGGUGUGACCAAUCUGACCGUCCAGGUAGAAAAGGCAAGUUACUUUCUCCACCUGUCUGGACUUGGUGCUAAUUUCAGCGACAUGGCCAACAUGAGCAGCAACUUUAAAGCACAGCCUGUUUCCCUGGAGGAUAUAAAAUCUAUAUAAAGUAUUAUUUGUUGACAGGUCUCAAUCAAUCAAUACUUAACAGUUAGACCACUACAUAAUACCGGUGGAUACAUUUAUAUUUUCAUCAAGAACUGACUUUUUACAGAAGGUAUCUGGGAAGGGAAAUGUGAAAAUGAUCAAAUUGCAAGUUGUUCAUAUCAUCAUUGUGAGGUUAAACAUACCAUUUUUAAAUGACUGUUAAGCUGUAAGUAGGAUAUUAGCCAAUAUGAAACCAAAUUCUUCCAACAGCAGCACCUUUGUAAAGACACUUAAAAGUACCCAAAAAACCAGUGAAACUUUAUUCCUCAUGAAAAUUAAUCAUUUUACUGUAUUAAGAUGAUAAUCUCUUGGUAUUUUUUAACAAAAUUUUGACAAAAUUAAAUCUUAACUUUUAUUUGAAUUUUUCAAUAAUAUGCUUGAAAGUCAGGAAACAGGUGAUUUUAUAAGGAUUUCAGUAGAUCUAUCUAUGUCCAAUAUCAGGUUGACCUGACAAUAUCAGUUGAGCUGGCAACACCGUGAAUGUAUUUCAUGUGGUCAUAUCAUCUUUGUUUUACAAACUACAAUAAUGCCUUCAAGUUCAACACAACAACUUAACAUACCUCUUCAGAAUCUUUGUCCCAGUUAAAUGGCUACAUAAUGGUGGCCAGUUUUAAUGAAAAUAUCAGAAUAAAUCCAGGUAUUAGAUUGUAAAUAUAUCUUUGUAUCAUCAUUAACAAUGAAAAUAAAAAUAAUGUAGAAGAAACGAUAUUCUUUGAAAUCCUAUUUUGAAAACGUAAUUCCUAGUUCAUUGUAGAGCUGGUAAAUUGAAGGUAUAUUUUAGCAGGAAUUAGAACUUGCAAUGUUUACAAUCAGGUAUAUUUAAAUUUAAAUAGAUAAACAAUACUGUAAGACUUAUGACUGAUUGAUAAAUAUUCAGUUGUCUUAUAUUGAAUUCAAGGAGACCAAUCAAAAAAAUUGCAUUCUUAAAUUUAGUUAAAAUGAUACCUAACAGACUUAAGAAAACAACUUAUGGACCAAACAGUAUAAAAGGAGAAAAAAUUCAAACUGCACCUGAACAACAAACAUAUUUCUUAGCUGAAUCAUUCAUACAGAGCAUAGGUUAGAACAAACUAGCUGUAUCUGAUGUUUACUCUUAAUGAUUGGACUAAUCAAGAUUCAGUUUUUAACAGCUAGCGUCAUCCUUGAGGCUCAAUAGAUUCUUUAGAAUAUGUGAUUUUACUUUUUAUUAAACCUUUUUUUCUGAUAUUGAGUUGUUGCAUUGGAUGUGAUAUUUUUCUGUAAUCUCUUUCAUUGUAUUGAUGAGCUGUGUUCUUGGUCAUAAAACAUAGACCCAUACAAUUUUUAUGUAUCAAAAUGUAUUGUGUAAACUCAGGCUUAGUGUUUUUCAGUUUGUGUUUCACAUAUUUAUUCAACGUAAUCAUUAA